This is a messenger RNA of Acanthoscelides obtectus, 270 nucleotides long. Lineage: Eukaryota; Metazoa; Arthropoda; Insecta; Coleoptera; Chrysomelidae. The record is from the annotation of a GenBank genome assembly.
CCGUUGGUCAUGUACAGUAAUGGACAAAGGCGGCUGACAGUGGGCGAGAAUCAGAUCGGCUGUCCGCAUAGGAUGACAACACAACGGCGGAAGAAACGAACACGACAGGACACAGGACAACAAAAUAAGAAGAGUUCUAGCUUUGUGGGGCCCGCGCUCGCGUUGGCCGGCUGGCGCUGGCUAGAUGUCUGAGUGUAUGUCUGACGACGAUAAUGUAAGGACGCAGUUAGUAGGCAGAAGUGCUUUUUUAUAGAAGGAAGAAAAUAUCUG